Molecule: messenger RNA, 1275 nt
Organism: Rangifer tarandus platyrhynchus (Svalbard reindeer)
Lineage: Eukaryota; Metazoa; Chordata; Mammalia; Artiodactyla; Cervidae
Source: the annotation of a GenBank genome assembly
AUGGGCCUGAGUGGGCCCAGAGCCCCAGAAGCCUCGCUCUGGGCUGCGGCCCAGGCAGAGACCACACUGGACAACUGGAGUUCCGCUGCCAUCAGGGGCGGAGGCAGGCCUAGUGACCUUCUUCUGUCCAGUGCCGAUGACAUGUGGAUCCUGGCUACGCAGUGCCAAAGGAACCCGAGGCCCAAGGAUAGCUCCCAGUCAGCCUCCAAAGGGAACAGUACUCGCCGGACACAGGAGGCACCGCAGCAAGGCGCCCUUGUCCUGAGCCGAAGAAUCUCAUUGGCAGGUGCAAUGUCAUCUUCCAGGGUCUCCAGGAUUCUGGCCCUGGCCAGUCUUGUCCCCAGGUCUCCCAGAGCUGCGUCCCAGAGAGCAGAGAAGAGCCCAGCCAAGUGGAUCCCCGGGCCACGUCUUUGCAAGCUUCAGCUUUCUCCUCAAAAGGCCCUGAGCCUCAGUUCAGUGAAGAGAGGAGGACAGGCCCUACCUUCCAUUCAGCCCUGGCUCUCCAGGUCUCAACCCUGUGCUUGCACCCGCAGCCCAGGUAGGACAUCAAGAAGAAGAGGUCUGAAGAAGCUGCCUGGAGCUCACCUCUACUGGACCGAGAGAAACGCCUCCUGCUUCCCUCUCUUUCAAGACCACCACUCUUCCAGCUUGUCUGCCAAGGCCAGGAGCCUGGUGCAUCCCGCCGGGCACAGGGUUCUGCCUUCUAGUCCCCAGCUGACCCAAAAUGCCACUUCUGGAGCAAGCUCUGGGGCAGCUCAUGCCUGCCCUUUACUUGGCUCUAACCUGCCUGAGGGUUUCGUCCAUGUCGCCAAGAACAAUGACUCCACUAGGGCAACGGUACCUGGGUCCCCGAUGGCCCUGAGACCUGAGGUACCUCACUGGCGGCCCUUGCUCCUGCAGGACUGGAACCAGUUUGGUAAUAAAAUCAAAGCAUGUGAUCAACAGCUCGUACAUUAUCUUGGUGUGGACCCAGAGAGCAAGCACAGACGAAGAGCAGACACUGACUUCACACUUCUGAUAGGUCCUCUGGCCCAGGAGAGGCCCCAGGGACCAGACACCUCUUCCCCCAACAUUCCAGUGGAGCCGACCCAGCUGGGCGGGUUUGGAAGGUUUGUUCGGCUACCGUGGGCCUUUUACAACACGCAAAGGGCGGAGGGAGAGGCCCAGCUCCAGAGGGCGCUUGGCGUUUCUCGGGCAGCCGUGCCAUCAAGAGGAAACCUUUGGAGCAUGGCAUGCAGGCCCUUCCUGCGGAUCCUGCUGGGGGAAGGCCUCUGA